This is a messenger RNA of Porites evermanni, 1529 nucleotides long. Lineage: Eukaryota; Metazoa; Cnidaria; Anthozoa; Scleractinia; Poritidae. The record is from the annotation of a GenBank genome assembly.
AUGUGGAAUAAGGUGCCUUAUGGUAAAAGGAAGGGUCAUAUACGGCAAUACAAAGUGGAGUAUACCGAGGUUGCAAGCAAUUAUACACAAAUCAGAGAAGUCGGCGACAAAACGCGCCACCUUAUGGUUGUCGACUUAAAAAAGAACGCUCAUUAUACGAUCAAAGUAUCAGCUGCCACAAUAAAGGGAUACGGACCAGCAAGUCAGCCCUUAUCAGUCUUAACAGAGCAGGACUGUUAGUAUCGAAUGUUAUUAAUAUGAAAAUCUUUCAUUUCUCAUCACCACACUUAUGCUUUAUUAUCAAUAGACGUAGCCUCCAAAGAUAUAUGUUGUGGUUGAAUUUAUCCUUGGUUUAAUUUUUAUUUUCUUUUGUUUUAAACUCAUUACCAUACAUUACCAUACCCCAAAACAAAAAAGAAAAGAUAAUUAAAAUUAAACCAAGGAUAAAAUUGAGCCACAACAUACACAAGUGAGGCAUCACCAUACUUCCUUCUUCGCCUCCCCACCCCAGCUCACAAUGUUCGUUCCUAAUGUCCUCUCUUGGAACGAGCAUUGUGACAGUAUCCAUAAAAAAGCUACUAAGCGAUUGUUUGUGCUGCGGACCCUUGGGAGAGUUGGAUGGGGCACUAACGAUCUCGUGUUAGUCUACUGUAGUAUUGUUAGAUCCAUCGUUGAGUACGCCUCGCCAGUUUGGGCUGCGAUCCCUUUAUAUCUGGACGAGAUAAUUGAGUCUGCACAGCGGAAAGCUCUCAAAUAAUAUUUGGCCGGGUAGACUACACGGAAGCCUUGGUCUUGGCUGGCCUGGAGUCUCUUAGUGACAGGAGAGUAGGAGCUUGUAAGUGGUUUAUGGCUAAUGCACGCCAAAUGUCCCCCCUUAAGAACAUCAUCCCCUCUCCUGCCGCUAUUGAGUCUCAUUACAGUAUAAGGGUCCAACUUCCAAGACGUCAACAUGGUCAUACCAGAAGAAUUAAUGACUUCGUAACUUAUAAAUUUCAGUGAAUGUAUGGAGAUGCAAAUGGUUAAUUGUAUGUGACAAUGACCUUCCCCAACAAUUCGGUUAUUGCUGCAAGUGGGUGAAAUAAACAGAAUAUCUAUCUAUCUAUCAGCUCUCACCUCAACCCCUCACUCUGUGGAUACUUGAUCAGAUAACAAAGCCAAACAAAUGUUGUUCAACUGACAGGCAUCACAUCGUUUUAUGUUUAUUUUCAAUUUUUCUCAAUCUAGUACCCAGUGCACCUCCUCAAAUUGUUCGGGCAAUGAACAAAACUUCCACCAGCAUUCUUAUCACGUGGUAUGAGGUUCCCUUUGGUCAAAAGAAUGGUCAUAUUUUAAGUUACAAUGUCACUUACAGACUGGUGAAGCAAAACGUCACAACAACAAAACAGAUUGAAGCUCCAACACUUCAAGUGAAUCUAACUGGACUGAGAGCAAACACAAACUACAGCAUCACAGUAAUGGCCUCGACUAUCAAAGGACAUGGACCAGCUAGUCCAGCUAUUUAUGUUAGCACUCAAAAUGAAGGCCAGUAG